Molecule: messenger RNA, 1551 nt
Organism: Lacerta agilis (Sand lizard)
Lineage: Eukaryota; Metazoa; Chordata; Lepidosauria; Squamata; Lacertidae
Gene: TMEM272
Product: transmembrane protein 272
Exons: 5
Coding region: 218-781 (187 amino acids)
Source: RefSeq, a predicted model, not a curated record
CUAGGCUGGAGUUUAGCUGUAAAGCGAGAAUAUUAUUUUUUUAUGCAUUCCUGACUUGUCUUUGUCAUAAUGACUACAUAAAUUUCAGAACAGUUUUGCCUUAAAAGUGGAAACGUCUAGACAGCGGUGUGAUUCUGCCUCUGCUACUUUUCAUCCCCUGCUCUUUUUCUAAGCAUUUGGAUGACGCAACAGUGUCUGCAGAAGACUGUAAUUCGCAAUGGUUGCAGGCUUCGAGAAAGCAUGCCAUCGAUGCAUCUCCAAAAUUGCCAGCAAUGCUUGCUUCAUUUUUGGACUCCUUGCUUUCCUAGCAUUACCGCUGUCUAUGGCUUUUACAGGAAUGAAGUUUUUAGACGACUGUCCAGUCCAGCCGCAAAUCCCCUUAUAUCUGCUUGUGGGUGGUGUGGUUGGCAGUUUGAAGGUCGGUCUUCUGCUCUUUGACUCCACCCGGAUGAGGCAGCUGCUUACCAAAUCGGUUAUGAUUGAUGAUGACGAUGACGACGAAUAUCCCUGGAGACAGAAUGCUCACAAAUAUUACAUACACCUCACCCUCAGCCUCUUCCUCUUCCUCUGGUUCAUCCUGGGGAACUACUGGGUGUUUUCCGUCUACCUGCCUAAUUUCAUCCCACCUUUCCAUCACCCUCAGGAUUACUGUGAUAAAAUCCUGUACAUUUUUGCAGUUGGGGUGCUUGUCGUGAGCCACACAGUUCUGGCUUUGCUGAUCUUCUGCAGCUGCUGUGUUUAUUGCUGCUCCAGGCAACGAUAUGCUACAGAGGAGGACUGAAAAGUGGGGGGGGGGACCACAGAAAAUGAGCCAUGGGGCUAUUGGAAAAGCAAUAGGGAAUAGAAAGAGGCAAUUCUGGUAUUCGUUGGUCAUGCUCACCCUCCCUGCACACAUAGUGCAUAUGACUUGCAAACUCCAUGGAGUGAGGUCUGUUUUACAUGGUUACUUUUUUCUCUCCUAUGGAAAUAAAUGUGGACGAUAGAUAAAGUCUGUCUAUUUGAAAGGUACUAAAAAGGGUAUUUUUUGCUCUGGCACAUACCAAGGAAAGCAUCAACUUCCCAGUGCAUGUCCUGGAAGUGAGAUGUUUGCACUGCCACAACAUGCCUUUUUUAAAAAAAAUGCUUUCUCAAACAUAUUUACUGAUUUCAGUAGUAGAAAUGAUGGGACGUGGGGCAGAGGUGAGAAUGAGGGUAGUGAUGGCACACAAGUAAAUUACUAUUCUCCCCAGCCCCCAUAGAAAAUGCAGGUAUGAUGUAGUUACCGGUAAAUUGUGACAGGAAGUCUGAAAGCUGCUCCAGAUUGUCUGCCUAUUGAGUAUUCACGUUGAUUUGCUUGUACAAAGGUUAGGUGGUGUUUGGUCUUUAUUGAGCGUUUGUUCCUAUUUGUUUGUGGAGAGGAUAUAUGACAAUGAGUAUACAGCUUUCCAUUAAUUAUUUAUAUCACACUUUUUAGAGCAUUUCCACAUCAUUUUCUUUUUUCCAAGUGGGUUUGUAGCAGCAGAACACUGCACAAACCUGCAUUUUGGCUAUGUGAUUAAAUUCCAGUUCUUU